Pediculus humanus corporis (human body louse) is the source of this 717-nucleotide messenger RNA. Its product is annotated as Neurotrimin precursor, putative. Gene Ontology annotation, cellular component: neuron projection membrane. The coding region runs from base 1 to 717 and encodes 238 amino acids. Gene Ontology annotation, biological process: synapse organization. NCBI's taxonomy places the organism in Eukaryota, Metazoa, Arthropoda, Insecta, Psocodea, Pediculidae. The transcript is spliced from 5 exons. The record is from RefSeq and is a predicted model, not a curated record.
AUGUCUUGGUUAUUAAUAUUAAUAUUAUUAUUUUUUAAUUGUGAUAUUUUGAUAACGACACAAUUAAAAUCCCAAUAUUCAGAAAAAUUAAUUGCCUCGGAUGUUGAUCCAUACUUUGAUACUUCUGUUCCAACAAAUCUCACUGGACUAGUAGGAAAAACCGCUUAUCUCAAUUGCAGAGUUAAAAAUUUAGGUAACCGAACGGUUUCUUGGAUCAGACAUAAAGAUAUACAUUUGUUAACAGUCGGACGUUACACUUAUACUAGCGAUCAAAGAUUUGAAGCCAUUCAUAGCCCACAUUCGGAAGACUGGACAUUAAGAAUAAGAUAUCCGCAAAAAAAAGAUGCUGGUAUAUACGAGUGUCAAAUUAGUACCACACCACCCAUCGGUCAUUUUGUACACCUUUCCGUAUUGGAGCCAAUAACGGAAAUAUUGGGGGGACCUGAUGUUUUCAUAAAUACAGGAAGCACAAUUAAUUUGACAUGUCUUGUCCGAUUCGCUCCUGAACCUCCAUCAACCGUUGUUUGGAAUCACGAUCAAAAAGUAAUUACCUUUGAUUCACCAAGAGGAGGAAUUAGUUUAGUAACAGAAAAAAGUUUAGUAACAACUAGUCAACUUUUAAUUCAAAAAGCAAAUAGAGUGGAUUCAGGGCUUUAUACUUGUCAUCCGUCUAAUGCAAAUCCUGCAAAUGUUCGUGUUCAUAUAUUAAAUGGUUAG